AUGUCUGCCUCUGCUCCCCUACACAUUCUGUUCACGAUUCAGUCUCUGUUUGCCCCUGCUGUCUGCGUUCAAAGGUACGCCAGUGCGAGCGAGAAGUUGGCCGAGGGCGGUAAGUUUGAUGAUAAGUCGGGCGUGACACUUGACAGUAAGUCGAAUAUGAUGUUCGACGACGAGGCUGAACUUCACAAUCACAUGGGCGGGAAGUUGAAUGAGAAGUCGGGCUGGACGCUUUAUUACGAGAAGUCACAGAGCCGCGUAACGACUUAUGAUUCGGCGGAGUGGCUCGCCUUGGGCAAAAUGAACAAGUUGGGCGUCACCCGGUACACUACCAACACCAUCACGAGGAAGAAGAGAGACAAUGGCAAAUUCUUCUGGGGCGACGCUGUCAACCGCGAGGGUGCUGAUUUCUAUUCUGGCGCGAAGGACCUCACAGAGUCCGUCUCAUGGGGUUGGCACCACCCGAGCAACCUUUACGGAACCAUCCCGGUUGGUAGCCCCCUCAUCGACGACGAAAUGAACAUUUACCUCGCCUCCGACGACGCCAUCAGGAAGUUUGACGUCAAUGGCACUCUCAUCUGGAGCUACGCCCCCCGAGGUCAACUCGCAGCGGCACCCACCCUCUCCACUGGCUGCGCCCCCCGCCAGUCGGCCGCUGUGGUGAUGGACAUCAGCGCCGAGGAGGAGGAGUCACUGCGGCCAGACUGGCUCAAGGGCAACGGCCUGGAGACGCAGCACCCCGUGCAGCUCCCCCGGGGCUUUGAGGUCGGCGACCGCGUGAGAGUAAAGGCCGGCGCGAGCUAUCGGGCAGACGGCAGGGAGCUCUACACGGCCGGCGAUGAGGGUCAGAUCACCAGCGUCGCCCCGAACAGUGAAGGCAAGUACGACAGAGCGGUGAUCAGGUGGACGCUCACCGGGCGCAAGAGCGCGGUUCAGUUCGAGGCCAUGAGCAAUCACUUCGUGCGCGUGGAGCAGAAGGUGGCCAGGUGCACCCCCAUGCUCAUCGGGAGCACCACCACGGGGACGGGUGGUCCUCCAUCGAGCACGCUUGCUACAUCGGGCUUUGUGUUCGCGAUCGACCUGUCGACCGGGUACGAAGUGUGGGCGCUGCAGGGCUCAUCUACGAUCGCGGGUGUUAAGGGGGCUUUAGCCUCCAAGAACGGGAUUGUUGUGGUCGCAACCAACCGUUGCAUUGACAGGUAUUGUUACAGGUAUCGCAACCAGACCAAUGUCUUCACGCCAGGCAAUACUGUUGUGCGGGGCCUCAACCCCGCAAGCGGCGUUGAGGUCUGGAGCUUCGUGCCCAACGCGCCCGUGUGGAACAUGAACCCGGUCUGGGGUCCAGAUGACACGGUCAUUUUCAACGACCAGGAGGGCAGCGUGUAUUGUCUGGAACUCUCGACUGGAAGCCUGGUGUGGAAGGGCGAUGGCGAACUAGGGACGUACACCGAGGCUGCUGCUAUAUACGACGCGGGCAACAACUUGGUGAUCGCCAUGGGCAUGCUGCAGUACGAUGCUCAUCUGCCGCAUCGGGCGCACAAUUCCGCAAUCCUGCAUUUUGGCCAUCAUGUGGAUUGCAAUCCUUAUGUAGCGCCUGGGAUCCUUCCUCACUGCGGAAACGCAGCCUUCAAGAAAGGCUUCGUCCGCGCCUACAACGCCACCUCUGGCCGGCUCCGUUGGGAGAGGGUGACGCCACAACCGCCAGCCAGCGCCGUCGUUGGCGGGCUCAACGUUCCCAGAUUCAAUACCCGCGUGGUGGUCACCUUGGGGCACAAUUGCGCACGCAACUCCCCUACCGCGAUCCUCAUCAUGGAUCCUCUCACAGGAGGCUACUUCUCGACGGAUGGUCCGACGCUGUGGACCAGCAUGUGUGCUGGCGACAAGGAAGGUGGCGACGUCCGCCGGGCCAUGGGCGGCCGUGCCGCGUGCAAUCCUGGCAGCUGGUCCGCACCUGUUGUCGACCGGGAUGGUGACGUGUACGUUGGCAACCAGGUCGGCGUGUAUCAGAGGUGGGGCGCACCCACCGGGUACGGGACGGGGCGCAGGGACUUCCAGUUGCUCUCGAGCUUGGUGACUGGCGUGGCCUUCCAGGACAUGGCCACGGCGCUCGCCGAUGGCCUGAUGGCCGUGGCCACGUGCACCUCCCUCAUCGUCUUCCAGACGGCGAGCUUCUCAGACCAGUUUGCGAACACGACCUGGACCUUCCCGCAGCACGGCUACACAGCAGGGUUCAAUGAGUCGUCGGCAGGCUAUUCACGAUGA
This is a messenger RNA of Prorocentrum cordatum, 2259 nucleotides long. Lineage: Eukaryota; Dinophyceae; Prorocentrales; Prorocentraceae. The record is from the annotation of a GenBank genome assembly.